Molecule: messenger RNA, 1236 nt
Organism: Lasiodiplodia theobromae
Lineage: Eukaryota; Fungi; Ascomycota; Dothideomycetes; Botryosphaeriales; Botryosphaeriaceae
Product: Cyclin-dependent kinase 10-like
Exons: 7
Coding region: 1-1236 (411 amino acids)
Biological process (GO): regulation of mitotic cell cycle; protein phosphorylation
Cellular component (GO): nucleus
Molecular function (GO): cyclin-dependent protein serine/threonine kinase activity; ATP binding
Source: RefSeq, a predicted model, not a curated record
AUGGAUGACACGCCCGAAUGCGCCGAUCAUGUCUCGGUAACGGGUCACAAGAUCGAUCUCAGCCUCGACCAUGGUUUCCUGGGAAACUGCUCUUCAAUCUCCUCUUACGAGAGCCUCGAUGCUAUCGGCGAAGGCGCCUACGGCAUCGUGUCGCGCGCACGCGACAGGCGCAGCGGCUCUGUCGUCGCUUUGAAGCAAAUUCGCAUCCUUGAAUACGAGCGCAACAAUGGUAUUCCGCUUACGGCGCUGCGCGAAAUAUCGAUCCUUCGAUCCCUCCGCCACCAGAACGUAAUCAAUGUCCUCGAAGUCGCUGUGGACGACGCCGUGCUGGAAGACGUAUACAUGGUUAUGGAAUACUGCGAGAAGGCUGUUCUAAAGGACUUGGCAAGCCUCAUCGAUGUGCACAAAGUCCAGUUCAGCUUGGCUGAAGUAAAAUGUCUUGCCCGCCAACUACUCGAAGGUCUCGAGUAUCUCCACAGGAAAGACAUCAUUCACAGAGACAUCAAAAUGGAGAACCUGCUCCUCACUGCGAAUGGGUUGCUCAAAAUAGCCGACUUUGGUUUGGCGCGCGAGUGGGCGCCGAGGCCCCUUACACCUGGGGUUGUCACCAUCUGGUACCGUGCUCCAGAACUAUUGCUCGGGUGCUCUCGCUACACAUCUUCCAUUGACAUCUGGUCAGCGGGCCUGUUCAUCGGGGAGCUGCUGCUUCAGAUGCCGGUGCUCGAUGGGAACACUGAGCUAGAACAACUCUCUCAAAUAGCGAAGCUCCUGGGUAGCCCAUCUCCUGGAGACAUCGUUACUUUGUCUUCCAUGGGCUGUCCGGACCUGAUCAAAUGGCAGCGAGACUCGAUGCCUCGAGGACGCGUCGAUAAUCUUGAGCGAUGGUUUCUUUCACGAUCCACCAAAGGAACGGUGAAGUUCCUCGCCAGCAUUCUAAAAUGGGACCCCAAGGCACGGCUCUCUGCAAACGAAGCGUUGGGAAAGUCGAAGAGUAGGUUUGCAGCUGCGGCAGAGGAUUGGUGGCGGGAGAGUCCGAGGGCUGCAGCGAAGGAACAGCUGCCCACGUUGCCUGCUGUGGAACCUGUUCAAGAUGGAAAGCCUAGGUUACACAACGAUUCUUCCAGCAAGAGGCAGCAGGCACCUGAGAGCGGACCUGUGGAUUUCGGCGGGUUCGUCUUUGAUUUCGGCGACGCCGAGCCGGCUACUAAGCUCCCGCCAAGAAAGCGAAGAAGAUAG